GUACGAUAUUUCCUUAUUCAUCAUAUUAUAAACGUUUUUGUUAUUGUGAAUUUAUGAUCAUUAGUAACUAGUAAGUUUGACUGCUAACUCGUAAGUGGUGACUACUGACAACUGUAUAGUAGCUAUUUGAUUCUAAGGUUAUUUGUAAAUUUGCUUUAAUUUUUAAAUUUUGAUCAGUUUAAUACAAAAAGUUAAUUUUACUUAUUACAAUAUCAAUUUUAAUACUUCGAAGUACAAUAUUUUAAAAUGGCUCCCGUCAUACCUAGUGGACGGUAUGAUUUUGAUCUUUUAGUAAUAGGUGGAGGAUCUGGUGGUUUAGCUUGUGCUAAAGAAGCUUCAAGUUUUGGAAAACAAGUCGUAGUCUUAGAUUUUGUUAUUCCGUCUGAAAAAGGUACCACUUGGGGAAUAGGUGGUACUUGUGUCAACGUAGGUUGUAUACCUAAAAAACUGAUGCAUCAAGCAUCAUUGUUAGGCGAAUCAAUUCAAGAAGCUCGGAGCUACGGAUGGAACAUACCGGAUCCAAUUUCGUUCAAUUGGGAAUCUUUGGUAGAAGCUGUACAAAAUCAUAUCAAAUCAGUUAACUGGGUUACACGUGUACAAUUAAGAGACAAAAAAAUUGAGUAUGUUAAUGGACAUGGUGUGUUUGAAGAUGCUCAUACUGUUGUAGCAAAGAUGAAAAAUGGAAAAGAAAGAAGAAUAACAGCAAAAGAUAUUGUAAUAGCUGUUGGUGGACGUCCACGUUACCCUGAUUUUCCUGGGUGCAAAGAAUAUUGUAUCACUAGUGAUGAUCUUUUUUCGUUGCCUACAUCACCAGGAAAUACUUUGGUUAUUGGUGCCGGAUAUAUUGGGCUAGAAUGUGCAGGAUUUCUUAAAGGUUUGGGGUAUGAAGCAACUGUUAUGGUUCGAUCUAUGCUUCUUAGAGGUUUUGACAGGGAUAUGGUAAAUUUAGUUCAAGCUGAAAUGGAAGAUAAAGGUGUUAAAUUUCUUAUUGGAAAAAUACCCGUCAAAGUAUCAAAGCAGCCUAAUGGCAAGUUAUUAGUGGAAUGGAAAGGUGGUGAUGAAAUUGGACAAGGCGAAUUUGAUACGGUUCUUGUAGCUACAGGACGCAAAGCUUUAUCUGAAGAGUUAAAUCCAUCUGCUGCUGGAUUACAAGUUCAUCCUGAGUCUUUUAAAUUUGUCACUAAUGCUGAACAAACUAAUAUUCCUAAUAUAUAUGCAGUUGGUGAUGUAUUACAUGAAAGACCUGAACUAACACCAGUAGCAAUUCAAGCGGGUAAAUUAUUGGCUGGACGAUUAUAUAAUGGUAUCCAAGAACAAAUGGAUUAUGAUAAUGUAGCUACAACUGUUUUCUCCCCUCUUGAGUAUGGUUGUGUCGGUCUUACAGAAGAAGAAGCAAUUAAUAGAUAUACUGAGAAUGAAAUUGAAGUGUAUCAUGCAUAUUAUAAGCCUACUGAGUUUUUUAUACCCCAGAAAAAUGUUAAACAUUGUUAUUUAAAAGUGAUAACGCUUUUGAAGGCACCACAAAAAGUUUUGGGCAUGCAUUUUAUUGGGCCUCAGGCUGGUGAAGUAAUACAAGGAUAUGCUGCAGCUAUAAAGGCUGGAUUAACCUAUCAACAUUUAAAGGAUACUGUUGGAAUUCAUCCUACAGUGUCUGAAGAAUUUACUAGAGUGGCCAUCACUAAACGGUCAGGUGAUGACCCUACUCCACAAAGUUGUUGUAGUUAAACUUAUAUCUUUUAUAAAGUAAAAAACAAUCAAUAUUUUUUUUUUUAAAUAAAUCAAUUAAUCGUCUAAUUUAUUCAUGUGGUGUAAAGGUAUUAAUUAUUCUAUAAGUAUAAUAUUAAUUCAAUGUUUCUUUGGAAUUAAAAAUUAAUCAUUUUAAUAAUUGGUUAUUAAAUAUGCUUACCUCUGUUCUUAAAACACAUAUUUUUAUUCUUAUUAAAAUUUCAAAUUAUAUAAUAAAUUGAUCGAUAGUUAAAUAUUCAAAGUUAUUUAGGUGCUCCACCUACAUGUAUGUUUCAGUCUUGCAAGCGCAUAAURUAUUGUAUGUUCUAAAUAAUCAUUUGAACUAUUAUAUUAAAUACUAUAUUAAAUUGAUCUAUUAGAGAAUUAUAAAGUAAUAUAAUUUGAUGGA
Diuraphis noxia (Russian wheat aphid) is the source of this 2134-nucleotide messenger RNA. It is a transcript of the gene Trxr1, whose product is annotated as Thioredoxin reductase 1. Gene Ontology annotation, molecular function: glutathione-disulfide reductase (NADPH) activity; thioredoxin-disulfide reductase (NADPH) activity; flavin adenine dinucleotide binding. Gene Ontology annotation, biological process: cellular response to oxidative stress; cell redox homeostasis; glutathione metabolic process. NCBI's taxonomy places the organism in Eukaryota, Metazoa, Arthropoda, Insecta, Hemiptera, Aphididae. Gene Ontology annotation, cellular component: mitochondrion; cytosol. The record is from RefSeq and is a predicted model, not a curated record.